Megalops cyprinoides (Indo-Pacific tarpon) is the source of this 1461-nucleotide messenger RNA. Its product is annotated as actin, alpha cardiac muscle. The transcript has 7 exons. The record is from RefSeq and is a predicted model, not a curated record. The coding region runs from base 108 to 1241 and encodes 377 amino acids. Lineage: Eukaryota; Metazoa; Chordata; Actinopteri; Elopiformes; Megalopidae.
UAUAAGGUUCCCGGUGGUCGUUGUCGCACUGUAGCCGGAACCAGCAGCGGUUGCGUUCUACACUCUGAGCUUCUUCUAAGACAGGCACCACCAAAGAGCCCACCAAUAUGUGCGACGACGACGAGACUACCGCUUUGGUGUGCGACAAUGGCUCGGGCUUGGUGAAGGCUGGCUUCGCCGGCGAUGACGCCCCCAGGGCUGUCUUCCCCUCCAUUGUCGGUCGCCCUCGUCACCAGGGUGUGAUGGUGGGUAUGGGUCAGAAGGAUUCCUACGUAGGAGAUGAAGCUCAGAGCAAGAGGGGUAUCCUCACUCUGAAGUACCCCAUUGAACACGGUAUCAUUACCAACUGGGAUGAUAUGGAGAAGAUCUGGCACCACACCUUCUACAACGAGCUCCGUGUGGCACCCGAGGAGCACCCCACCCUGCUCACCGAGGCUCCACUGAACCCAAAGGCUAACCGCGAAAAGAUGACCCAGAUCAUGUUUGAGACCUUCAACGUGCCAGCUAUGUAUGUGGCCAUCCAGGCUGUGCUGUCUCUGUACGCCUCUGGCCGUACUACUGGUAUUGUGCUGGACUCUGGUGAUGGUGUUACCCACAACGUCCCCAUCUACGAGGGUUAUGCCCUGCCCCACGCCAUCAUGCGCCUGGAUCUGGCUGGUCGUGAUCUGACCGAUUACCUCAUGAAGAUCCUGACCGAGCGUGGUUACUCUUUCGUCACAACCGCCGAGCGUGAGAUUGUGCGUGACAUCAAGGAGAAGCUUUGCUAUGUGGCUCUGGACUUCGAGAACGAGAUGGCCACUGCUGCCUCUUCCUCUUCCCUGGAGAAGAGCUACGAGUUGCCUGAUGGGCAGGUCAUCACAAUCGGUAAUGAGCGUUUCCGUUGCCCCGAGACCCUCUUCCAGCCUUCCUUCAUUGGUAUGGAGUCUGCUGGUAUUCAUGAGACCGCCUACAACAGCAUCAUGAAGUGCGACAUUGACAUCAGGAAAGAUCUGUACGCCAACAAUGUCUUGUCCGGUGGUACCACCAUGUACCCUGGUAUCGCUGACCGUAUGCAGAAGGAGAUCACUGCCCUGGCCCCCAGCACAAUGAAAAUCAAAAUCAUUGCCCCACCUGAGCGUAAGUACUCAGUAUGGAUCGGUGGCUCUAUCCUGGCUUCCCUGUCCACCUUCCAGCAGAUGUGGAUCAGCAAGCAGGAGUACGAUGAGGCGGGUCCCAGCAUUGUCCACCGCAAAUGCUUCUAAAUCCGUCGCCAUCGCCUGCAUUUUGCUCAGGAAUCAAGCUGUAGGAGAUAGCAUUGUUGUCAUGGGACAGCUAUGUACAAAUGUAACUCUGUAACAUUGUGUUACUUGAUGAAAAUGCUGCAAAACUGAAAGAACAACAUCAACAAGAAGAAUGAGAAAAUGCCAUGUUAUCCAACAUGUGAUUGUAAAAUGUACAUAAACAUUAAUUUAUUGAAGUCCA